CUCGCUGACAUCCUCAAACCCGGCUGCUCCGCGCUGGGCUCGGAGGGGGCGGCUGCGGGUGGAGGUGCGCUUCUGACAAGCCCGAAAGUCAUUUCCAAUCUCAAGUGGACUUUGUUCCAACUAUUGGGGGCGUCGCUCCCCCUCUUCAUGGUCGGGGGCAAACUUCCUCCUCGGCGCCGCUUCUAAUGGAGCCCCACCUGCUCGGGCUGCUCCUCGGCCUCCUGCUCUGUGGCACCGGGGUCCUCGCCGGCUACCCAAUUUGGUGGUCCCUGGCCCUGGGCCAGCAGUACACGUCCCUGGGCUCUCAGCCUCUGCUCUGCGGCUCCAUCCCAGGCCUGGUCCCCAAGCAACUGCGCUUCUGUCGCAAUUACAUCGAAAUUAUGCCCAGUGUGGCCGAGGGUGUGAAGCUGGGCAUCCAGGAGUGCCAGCACCAGUUCCGGGGCCGCCGCUGGAACUGCACCACCAUAGACGACAGCCUGGCCAUCUUCGGGCCCGUCCUUGACAAAGCCACCCGCGAGUCGGCCUUUGUGCACGCCAUCGCCUCUGCUGGCGUGGCCUUCGCAGUCACCCGCUCCUGCGCGGAGGGCACCUCCACGAUCUGCGGCUGCGACUCCCAUCAUAAGGGACCGCCCGGCGAGGGCUGGAAGUGGGGCGGCUGCAGCGAGGACGCCGACUUCGGGGUGCUAGUGUCCCGAGAGUUCGCGGAUGCGCGUGAAAACAGGCCAGAUGCACGCUCAGCCAUGAACAAGCACAACAACGAGGCGGGCCGCACGACCAUCCUGGACCACAUGCACCUCAAGUGCAAAUGCCAUGGGCUGUCGGGCAGCUGCGAGGUGAAGACCUGCUGGUGGGCCCAGCCCGACUUCCGCGCCAUCGGUGACUUCCUCAAGGACAAGUACGACAGCGCCUCGGAGAUGGUGGUGGAGAAGCACCGAGAGUCCCGCGGCUGGGUGGAGACGCUGCGGGCCAAGUACGCGCUCUUCAAGCCGCCUACGGAGAGGGACCUGGUCUACUACGAGAAUUCCCCCAACUUUUGCGAGCCCAACCCCGAGACGGGCUCCUUCGGUACCAGGGACCGGACUUGCAAUGUCACCUCCCACGGCAUCGAUGGCUGCGACUUGCUGUGCUGCGGCCGCGGCCACAACACGAGGACGGAGAAGCGGAAGGAGAAGUGCCACUGCAUCUUCCACUGGUGCUGCUACGUGAGCUGCCAGGAGUGCGUCCGCAUCUACGAUGUGCACACCUGCAAGUAGGGAGCCAGGGUGCUGGGCGCGGUGAAGUGUGGCUGGGCAGAUUCACUGAGUCCCGCCGGGAGCAGGACCUCAGCGGGCCUCGGCCCUCGGCAUCGGACAGCAAGGAACCCGGACUGUUGCCAGAUGCACGUGUGGUAAAUAACCUGGACCCAACCCGCCUGCCGACCGGGAGGCCUCCCUCCCUCCCUCCUCUUCAGUUUCUCACCCUACUCUGGAUGGUGUGUGGUUUUCAAAGAAGGGGCUUUCUUUUUACUUCUCUAGGGUCUGAUAGGAGCAGACCUGAGGCUUAUCUUUGCACAUGUGAAAGAAAAUAAAAAUGGAAAAAAAUUUCUACUCCAACACAACAGGCUGGGCUGACGUGAGCUGUGCCUGGUGGUCAAGGUAUCAGCCCCGGCAAGACCCCGGUUCUGAUAGAACGGCUCCCACGGGCGUGUCCCAGGGCGCCUGCGCGGCGGGAGUUCUGAGGCAGGACACCCCUGCAGUCUCCUUUUCUCUGUCUACUCCCACUCCAAUCUGAUACACUUCCACGAUCUGAUAAAAGCCAUAGGUUGAGCUAGGAUAAAGAGGUAGGGAGGCCCAAGGCGAUUGUCAGAGUAGGGUUUGCAGUUUUGAAGAACUAGGAGUUCUAGCUGUCCUGGUAAGCUGUUUGAAGAGCGGCUGUGUGUUCUCAGCCUCAUUUUCUCUGUAACCCUGUUCUGCACGAGGGGCUCUUGUGAACUGCAGUCAGAUCUCAAAACCCUUUUCUACCCUCUUCUGCAGUUUCCACCAUUAAUGCAGUACUCAUGUGUGUGUCUAGUCGACUUUGUAAAUAGGUUGUGUAAGGGGGAGGGCAGCAAGGCCUCUCCAGCCUGUGGCUUCCGAAAGAAAGGAGUGGUGUCUCUGGAGGGGCCGCACCGUCCCUCCCAGCCCUGCUCACCUGCAGAACCUCCAUCAGAACAACACCAGGGGCACAGCUGGACUCUAGGUCGCCUCAGGGUGAGUUAGACAAAGGGCCAGUGAGAGGGUAGCAAUCUAUUCCUGAAGUUCCAGUUUCGAGACUAGUGUUGUAGAUGGGGAGGGUAAAAAUGAUCCUUCCAUUUCCCCUCCAGUAAGGACACGUCUCCCUGCUUCCUCUCCUCCCUCUGGCCUGUGUGAGGGAACAGAAACACAGGGUUCUGUAACGUGGGUCUUCCGGCCUCACCUGCAUGCUGAUAAGUAGCAUCCCCCCGUGCAGCUACCGAGGAUCAGGGUCAGGUGUUUAAAGCGGAGCGAGCAGUCACCUGCUCCCGGGGAAAGAGCGCCUCACAGCCGAGUUCUUGGUCCACAGCGAGUGGUUCUCUAGAGUGUCCUAGAGGAAGCUGGCAACACGGGCGAACGAAUCUGACAGGAUGGGCUGAGCUCAGCUCUGUCCAAGGAGCAUCAGAGAGAGAUGCAGCAGGGUGGAGCACAGAACACAGUCUUCUCUUCCUUUCCUCCCUUCUUUCUUCGGUCUACCGAACACCGGCCUGAGAUACUGGGCCAGGCGCUCUUCCUGCUCGCUCAGGCGGGUUUGCCGAGACACCCGUCUAGAAGCCAUGCCUGCACUCUCGAGUCUGCUGGGGGUGAGCCCUGCUAGAGAUACACGUCCCCUCCUCUCCCCUCCCCUCCCCGGAGUCUGAAAUGCACCCCUCAUCUCACCUUAGACUGGAAAGUUUUAAAUCAUGUCAACCAGAUAAUGCUUGCUUUAUGUGAGAAUUAUUUCAGCAGAAUGGAUACAAAUUUCCAAAAAGUCUUUUCAUAUCUCUGUAUUCUAUAUUAAAAGUGAUAAAGUCAUGUUUUGGGGCGUAUUCAAGUAGCUGACAAGUAAUUAUUUAAUAACAGUACAUCGAGUGCGUUGUAAUUAUUCUCGCCGUAGUCAGGGAAUAGCAUCCAAUGGAAAUUUCCUACCAACCUGCUGUAUCCAAAGUUUUGUAAAAAGUUGUAGAAGUUGUUGAUCUUUUUGAUUUUAUAUCCAAAAAGUCUCUUUUUAUAAAUAUUAUUUAUUAUACAAUGUAUAUACCUUUGAGUUAACUAAGAUUAUAUAUUAUAUAAAUAUAUAUAUAUUUGGAGAAACUAUAUUUCAUCAUGCAGUUUUUUUCUGUUAAGUCAUUAAAGAGAAGGUAAAAAACUUAAAAAACGGAUACAUUGUACAGUGUGUGGAGUUUCCGGAUUAACGCGCAGGAGGCCAAGAAUAUCAGGAUCUGAAUGUGGUAGCUUCAACUUUCACGCUUCAAUUAGUGGCCCAAACUCAGUUCAUUUCCUCUGUUCGCUAAGCAAGAUCAUCUGAGACAUCAUGGCCAUAGGUCUGAUCUACUCCAGGACUUUCUUACAGGCUUACUUUUUUCUAAAACAACUUCUAACAAAGCAUUUCUAGUUUUAAAAAUAAGCAAUUUGGGCAGUAACUGAUUUCACAGACUCCAGCAUUCCCAGUGCACAAAUUAACGUCACAGACACUCAGAGACGUGGCUCAAGGCCAGCAGACCACAGUGUUGGCCACUGACUUAGUCCCUUCCUACCCUUGUUUUCAACUCUGUGUACUGGGAACACAGGAUUCACUCUACUAAAAACAAACCUGACUGCAGUGGCUCUCCCUGACUAGCUCUGCUUGGGAGCUAAGUACAGAAGGGUAGGCGGGUCAGGAGAGGCGGUGCACCCAGAGCUCUGGGCAGGAAGGACCCACGAGUGGGCAUGCUCUAGAUUCUAGAAAAAAGCAUGCUCUCCUCGGACUGCAGUUUCAAAGGGACUCACCUGAAGCUCACAGGUAAUGCUUUCUCAACAAUGAGAUGCUGCAACUUGGUUUUAUGACGAGAGAUAUAAGAUGUCUUCAGACCUACCCAUACAAUGCCAUUUUCAGUUUACGUGGCACGGUAAAAAUGUUUUUCUUCCCUUCCCUUGAUUUCCCUUUAUUAGGGACAAAUCUUACUUCUUUCAUUUCACAAAAAGAAGGUAACAGAGCAAUAACGCGGUCUGCCUGGUGCGGUGGAGACGGGCUGCCAGCGCUCCCUGCAGACCCCUGACCUCAGACUGGGAAAGGAUCCUAGAAAGUCACCAACUUCACUCUGCCCACAGCGUGUCUUUAGUUAGUCCCCAAAGAGCUUAAACCACAGAAAUGGCUCUGUCGGCUGUGCCGGGAGUCAGACACGGAGAGGACGCGACUCGGCUGCACAUCCUGCCUGCAGUGCUGUGUGUGAGUCUGGCUUUUAUGUCAGACUAACGCGCGUCCACCCCAGCGCUCUGGGUGCUUCCUUUUUUUACCCUAUGAGACUGCCAAGCAUUCAAACAGUCCCUACUCAUACUUACCAAGGCCAUUUAUGAUCCUCUCCCUGAGUAAUCACAUUCUAUGAUUAAAGAGAGUACAGUUUAUAGCAGUGCUUGAACAUUUCGCUCUCGGUAAGCAUAAAUACUAAUAAACAUCUAAAAACAUGAGGAAGUUUAAAAAAAUCCAAAAGGAAGAAAAGAGACACUAUGAUAAGAAGAUACUAACCAAACCAGUAUUAUUUCAGGAGAGAAGGGGGUGUGUGGGGGAGAGUGUUCAAGGGUGAGAGGCUGGGGUGCGAAUAAAGGCAGAAUGAAGGGUCAGGAGAAAGCGGGGAGAAGCAAGGGAAGAGGUGAGGGAGGGGGCUAUCCUAGGUGUCUCCGGGGUGAUUUCCAGUGAGCCGGCGGGGCACCCGUGCAGGCCUUGGUCCGUGGACAUGUACGUGCACGGCUGAUGCACACGCACCCAAGUGAAGAAGUUCUUUCAGCACAACGAUAGCCACCAUACUGCCAUCGUUUCUCCUGGCUUAACAGAGAACUUUCUAGAAGGCACAGAAUGAUCUACCCAUUGGUUUUAAACUCCCAAAGCAGUGAGACAAAGGCAAUUGUGUGGAGGCUGUCCUGGGAAAUUUCAAAUGUGAGCCCUUGCAACUUCUGUCUUCCCCACUUGGGGAUGUGCAGAUCACAGCGCCACCUCCGUCCGCAUCUCAGCGCCCCGGCGCCCACACACACGCCCCGUGGGCUCGCGCCAGCCCGGGCCUCAGCACUACUUGCUGGCUGAUGAGAAACUUUAGGGCAUCAUCGUGCAGGGACUUCUGAAAUCACAUGCUUUUUUGAACCCUGUUACACACUCUUCUCCGUCCCUUCUCUGAAAAGGCACAUGGACUGAGCUGCCAGGCAAGGAGAAGGAAAUCUUGCCUUCCCCUUCUGUGUCUGGGCUGGGGUGGCUGGUCACAGCUGACUCCAUGCCCCCUCGAGUCUGUUUACCAGGGUUUGAUUAUGAUACACACUUGGA
This is a messenger RNA of Phyllostomus discolor (pale spear-nosed bat), 5520 nucleotides long. It is a transcript of the gene WNT3, whose product is annotated as Wnt family member 3. The coding region runs from base 186 to 1253 and encodes 355 amino acids. Gene Ontology annotation, biological process: multicellular organism development; neuron differentiation; canonical Wnt signaling pathway. Gene Ontology annotation, molecular function: frizzled binding; cytokine activity. The transcript is spliced from 5 exons. The record is from RefSeq and is a predicted model, not a curated record. Gene Ontology annotation, cellular component: extracellular region. NCBI's taxonomy places the organism in Eukaryota, Metazoa, Chordata, Mammalia, Chiroptera, Phyllostomidae.